AUGCCCACCCAACCUCCUCCCGGCUCAGGUGAGGUACGCCAGUCCCCCCCUGGAAAUGGGGCCCUGGUACCGACAUGGCAGGGGUGCCGGGGCCGCAGCCUCCCCAUCCAGGGAUACUCACCGGAGGGGCGGCCCACCGCGUCUUCGCAGCCGGCCGGCGCCUGGCACUCGGGAAGCUCGCAAAAAGGAACCGCGUGCCCGCUAGCGCUGGGACGAGGAGGAGCGCGCCGCGGAGGCCAGAGAAAAAGCCGCAGCGGCGCGCGCGCACCCGGACAGCCGGCGGAGGCGGGGCUCAGCGCGAGCCCGGAAAAGACGCGCCCGGAGGGGCGGGCGGAGCGGGGGCGCGCGGUGGUGUGGCAGAGCCAGCCGAAUCGCUGGCUGCAGACUGCUCGGCCCACCCACGCGCCCGCCCCCGCUCGCCCGGGACGUCAGCCGAAAAGGCGGAGCCGAACGGGCUUCCCGAGGCGCGGGAGGGGCGCUGCGGGGAAGGCGAGGCGGCUAACGGCUCGCCUCAAGUUGUUGCUCCCGCUGGCGAUCCGCUUCUGUCAGCCGUUGAGUGUUUUCCGAAGGUCCUUGCGCCUAACAGCAGUGAGGCGCAGAAUUGGCCCACGCCCUCACCUGCGGCUUGCUUCGCAGGACUCCACCCCAGGAUAA
Molecule: messenger RNA, 654 nt
Organism: Nomascus leucogenys (northern white-cheeked gibbon)
Lineage: Eukaryota; Metazoa; Chordata; Mammalia; Primates; Hylobatidae
Exons: 1
Coding region: 1-654 (217 amino acids)
Source: RefSeq, a predicted model, not a curated record